Molecule: messenger RNA, 1758 nt
Organism: Daucus carota subsp. sativus
Lineage: Eukaryota; Viridiplantae; Streptophyta; Magnoliopsida; Apiales; Apiaceae
Product: UDP-glycosyltransferase 83A1-like
Exons: 2
Coding region: 134-1504 (456 amino acids)
Molecular function (GO): UDP-glycosyltransferase activity
Source: RefSeq, a predicted model, not a curated record
GCUGAUUCUGUGGCUACAAAUGCCCAUGUCCUAGACUCCUAUCCAUUACAGACAGACUUGCAACAAGGAGAGUCAUGUAUUAUAAAUAUGCUCUGAGUCUAUAAGUAAGUUGCAGUGUGAUUAUUGAUUAAUCAUGGAGUUGCAGCAGCAUGUAUUGGUCGUGCCAUGCCCGGCACAAGGCCAUGUCACGCCGCUCAUCAAACUGGCGUACAACUUGGCUUAUCACGGGAUCAAGGUCACAUUUGCCAAUUCUGAAUACAUUGAAGCAAAGGUUCUUGCUGUGAUAUCUGAUGUAGACAGAGAACAAUGUCCAAUAACACUAGUCGCCUACUCAGACGGAUUGGACUCACACCCUGAACAAAGAUACGGACAAGGGUUGAUGGAUGGCCUUAAGAAAUACAUGCCAGCCAAUCUGGAAAAGUUGAUCAAGCAGAUCAAUCACUCGGAUAACAAGGAGCCACUUACUUGUGUCAUAGCUGAUCUGACAGUCGGAUGGUCACUAGAAGUUGCCAGGAAAAUGGGGCUUAAACAGGUUGCAGUUUGGCCUGCAGGACCUGGUUGUUUGGCCUUGGCACUUCGUAUCCCAAAACUUAUAAAAGAAGGAGUCAUAGAUGAAUAUGGUUCAGCAAUUCAAGAUGAGCUCAUCUGUAUAUCAGAAGAAAUUCCUGGGCUGAAAAGCAGCGAGCUCACUUGGAACCGUUCUGGUGAUUCAGCUGGACAGAAAUUUCUAUUUGACAUUGCUCUAGCUACCAAACAGGCUGCUGAAAGUGCUAGCAUCAUUCUAUGCAACACCUGUGAUGAAAUUGACUCAUCCUCCUGUGCCUUGGUUCCUAACAUCCUUCCAAUCGGUCCACUACCUGCGAUGAAAAACUUAAAUCCUUCAAUUGGAACUUUUUCGUCUCAAGAUUCGUCAUGUUUAAGCUGGCUAGACAAACAACCUUCAAACUCGGUCAUUUAUAUUGCUUUUGGCAGCACAGCACUGUUUUCCCAGAAGCAGUUUGAUGAAAUAGCACUUGGUCUUGAACUAUCAGGGCAAUUGUUUUUAUGGGUUGUACGAUCAAACAUCGUCAACAGAUCAUCAGCUGAAUUCCCUGAUGGCUUUCUGGAAAGAACAUCCAGCCGGGGAAAGAUUGUUGAAUGGGCGCCUCAAGAAAAGGUUCUUGCUCAUACUUCAGUUUCUUGUUUCGUUUCACAUUGUGGAUGGAACUCAACAAUGGAGGGAGUGAGCCACGGGCAACCAUUUCUGUGCUGGCCUUAUUUCUGGGAUCAAUUUCAGAACAAGAGCUAUAUCUGUGACGCGUGGAAAGUUGGUCUGGAACUCAAGUACGACGAAGAUGGGAUCAUAUCCAGGCAUGAGAUCAAGACUAAGAUUGAUCAACUAUUAACUGAUGAUGGUAUCAAGGCAAAUGCAUUGAAGCUGAUGGGGGAUGCCAGAAAGAGUGUAAAUGAAGGGGGCUCUUCGUACCAGAAUUUUGAAAGCUUGAUCAAGUACCUAAAAGCCUGAAUUCAUCAAAGAUGCUUGUUGCUGCUUUGUUGUCGUUACUUAAAGUUACAAAUGGCGACAGCCCUUCAUGUUUAGGCAGUCUAGCUUGAUUUUCCAUCGUCAACUUGUUUUUUACUUGUCUUCUUCAUUUCCCAUGUCAGUAAGAAGCUACAGUCGUGGGUUUUUCCGAACGUUGAUGGUUUUUCUUUGAUCGAGGUUGAUGGUUUUUCUUUGAUCGAGGUUAAUGGUUUGAAGGAUGUUCUGAUGUUUUACUA